Molecule: messenger RNA, 1473 nt
Organism: Pyricularia pennisetigena
Lineage: Eukaryota; Fungi; Ascomycota; Sordariomycetes; Magnaporthales; Pyriculariaceae
Exons: 3
Coding region: 1-1473 (490 amino acids)
Molecular function (GO): heme binding; monooxygenase activity; iron ion binding
Source: RefSeq, a predicted model, not a curated record
AUGGCGCUGACAUUGUAUGCGCUCUUUGGCAUUUUUGUAUGCUACCGCAUAUACAGGGUAAUCUACAACCUCUACUUCCAUCCUCUCGCCCCUGUCCCCGGACCGAAGCUCUACGCAGCCUCUUGGAUCCCACGACUAUGGCGCCAACAGGUCCUGGGAGUACACUGGAAAGACCUCGUCGCGCUGCACGAGGAGUACGGUCCCAUCGUCCGCACGGGACCCGACGAGGUCUCCAACGCGUCCGCGCAGUCCUGGGAAGACAUCUGCGGCAGCCGCGUGUUCAACAGAGACCUGAAUUUCCUGCGCGUGACGCAGCUCAGCGAACGCGGGGGUUUCAUCUCCCCGGUCAAGCAGGAGCAUAACAUUGUGCGCAGGCUGCUGCAGCCCGCUUUUACCGAUCGCACCAUCCACCGCCACGCCGACAUCUUGUCCGAGUGGGUGACGAAGCUGCGGCUCAACGUCGCCGCUCACAACGGCGAGCCGGUGGAUAUCGCACAGAAGCUGGUAUGGAUGACGUUUGACGUCAUGGGCGUGCUCAGCUUCGGCGAGAGCUUUGGCUGCCUCGACAAAAACACCCAGCACCCGUACCUCAGGGCCAUCGAACUCGGGGCGCCGUUCCUGUCCGCGCUCCAGGUCGUGCUGCGGUACGACGCCACCAGCUCGCUGUAUGGCCUGCUGCUCAAACUCCCGCUCAUGCGCUUCUGGAACAGUCUGCGCGCGACCGCAGAGGCCAAGGCCGCGCGCUGGAUCGACAACGCGGACGAGUCUCGGGCGGACGUCAUGUCGCUGAUCUGGGCGGCCAUGCAGGACACGUCCAACCCGCUGUCGGCCGGUCAAGCCAACGACCUCGCCUCGAUCCUGUGCCUGGCGGGCGCCGAGUCGACCCCCGUGCUGAUGGCGGGCAUGAUGUGGUGGGUGUUGAGCACGCCGCGCGCGCACGCCCGGCUCGUGGCCGAGAUCCGCGGCGCCUUCGCCCACGCGUCCGAGAUCCAGGUCCCGAACCUGAGCAGGCUCAAGUAUCUGGACGCGUGCAUCAUGGAGGCGCUGCGGCAGCACACGCCCUUCUCCGUCGCCAUCCCCCGCAUCGUGCCCGAGGGUGGUGCCACCGUCGAUGGCUACUUCCUCCCCGCCGGCAGCGUCUGUGGGGUCCCGCACUGGGCGAGCGCGCACCUCGCCUCCAACUUUGCCGACCCGGACGCCUUUGUGCCCGAGCGCUGGCUGCCCGACGCCCCGCCACCAUAUGAUGCGGACCGCAGGGACACCUUCAAGCCGUUCGCCAAGGGUAGCAUGGACUGUAUCGGGAAGCGGCUGGUCUACCACGAAGUCCGCAUGGUGAUGGCGACGCUCUUCUGGCACUUCGACAUGGCUCUUUGCGAGCAGUCGCGUGAUUGGGUGGCGGGCGCCAACGCGACAGUGCGCCUGAUGCGCGAGAAGCGAGCGCUGUGGGUGCGGGCGUCGCCUGUCGUUGGAUGA